AUGCAGCUCAAACCCAUGGAGAUCAACCCCGAGAUGCUGAUCAAAGUGCUGGCCCGCUUGGGGGUCGUGGGCCAGUGGUGCUUCGUGGACCUCUGGGGGCUGGAGGAGGAGGCGCUGGGCUCGGUGUCGGAGCCCGUCUGCGCGCUGCUGCUGCUGCUGUUUCCUCUCACCGCACAGCAUGAGAACUUCAAGAAAAAAAAACAGAUUGAAGCGCUGAAGGGACAAGCAGUAAGCCCCAAGGUGUACUUCAUGAUGCAGACCAUCGGCAACUCCUGUGGGACCCUCGGGCUGAUACACUCCGUGGGCAAUAACCGAGACAAGCUGGAGUUCAAUGACGGGUCAAUCCUGAAACAGUUGCUGUCUGAAAUGGAGAAGCUGUCCCCCCAAGACAGAGCCACAUGCUUUGAGAAAAACGAGGCUAUCCAGGCAGCCCACGACGCCGUGGCUCAGGAGGGCCAGUGUCGGGUAGAUGACAAAGUGAAUUUCCAUUUUAUUCUGUUUAACAAUGUGGAUGGCCACCUCUGUGAACUUGAUGGCCUGAUACCUUUCCCUGUGAACCAUGGAUCCAGCCCGGCGGACUCACUACUGCGGGAUGCUGCCAAGGUGUGCCGAGAAUUCACCGAGCGGGAGCCAAGGGAAGUCAGCUUUUCUGCUGGGGCCCUCGGCAAGGCAGCCUAA
Molecule: messenger RNA, 678 nt
Organism: Sorex araneus (European shrew)
Lineage: Eukaryota; Metazoa; Chordata; Mammalia; Eulipotyphla; Soricidae
Product: ubiquitin carboxyl-terminal hydrolase isozyme L1-like
Exons: 1
Coding region: 1-678 (225 amino acids)
Biological process (GO): protein deubiquitination; ubiquitin-dependent protein catabolic process
Cellular component (GO): cytoplasm
Molecular function (GO): cysteine-type deubiquitinase activity
Source: RefSeq, a predicted model, not a curated record